CGUUGUGUUGUGGUGGGAGGUGGUUGUGUUCAAGUAGAGCCAUUGUGGAAUAGUGGAAUGUCGCCAUGACAGUUUGGUGAAGAUUGUUCGGGAAUAGUGUUCAUUACUUUUAUGUUUGUGUGUGUUGUUCGAUGUAGUAGUGGUAAUUUUAUGUUUUAUUUUGUAGGUAAUGUUUAAGUACAUUUAAUGCACGGAAUUUCUGACAGUGAGAAAAAGAGAAUAACCGUAAAAAUUCGCAAUAUGAAAAGAAGCCCAAGCCGUGGUACUCCACCAUUGAGAAGCAAAAGGUCCCGUUCAAGCAUUGGACGAUAUGAUGAUAGUUCGGAUGAGAGAAUAACGCCAGAGAGAAUCCGCCGUAGAAGUCGAGGACGGUCUCCUCCAAGUCCCCGAAGAUAUCCAUCUGAUAGUGCUCACAGAGACGAAUUUUCAAGAUCAAGAGAAGUAGAGAGAUCCUAUCACAGUUACAAGGUAUUGUGUGUUAGUGCUUUACAUCCAAAAGCGAGUGAUGAAGUUAUAAAAGAUACACUGUAUCGAGAAUACAAAAAGUUUGGUGAUUUGAGCAUCAGAAUAUCUCAUGAUUUAGAUGAACGUGUUGCUUAUGUGUGUUUUCGCAGUUCUGAUGAUGCAAGAGAUGCUAAACAUAGUAAGCCUAGAAUAAUUCUCUUUGAUAAAGUCGCGUUGGUAGAGCCUGUGUAUGAAAGUAGUCGCAGUUCCACUGAUAUUUACCGUAGUCGUAGUAGACCUAGAUCAAGAAGUCUCAGUCCAGAUUAUGAUCGAUAUUAUCAUCGAUCACCUGGCCCUGAUAGGCAUCGUCCUCCCGCCGAUAGAAGUUAUGAAAGAUUAUAUGGCCCUCCUCCAGUACUUCCUCACAGAGAGUUUAGAAGAGAGGGUCCACCAAUGCCUCAUCAUGAUUUCAUUAGGGGUCCUCCUAUACACCAUGGUCCUCCACCUCACAUGCCCCCAGGACCCCCCCAUCAUUAUGGCCCUCCAAGGCAUAUGGUUCAUGGAUUCAAACCGCCCCCACCUCACUUUGAGAAAACUGAAAACAAGAAGGAUAAAUUUCCAAAUUACCUCCAUCAUGUCCCUCCAGAAGAGGAUCCAUUAGCUACCAGAACAUUGUUUGCGGGUAAUUUGGAGAUAAACAUUUCAGAAGAAGAGCUACGGAGGAUAUUUGGUCGCUAUGGUAACGUUGAAGAUAUAGAUAUUAAAAGACCACUUCCAGGAACUGGAAAUGCUUAUGCUUUUGUCAGGUACCAGAACUUAGAUAUGGCUCAUAGAUCUAAGGUGGAACUCUCAGGCCAAUAUAUUGGGAAAUUUCAAUGUAAAAUUGGUUAUGGCAAAGCUACCCCUACCACACGUAUUUGGGUAGGUGGUCUUGGGCCUUGGACAUCUCUAUCACAGUUGGAACGGGAAUUUGACCGGUUUGGGGCUAUAAAAAAAAUAGAUUAUAUCAAGGGAGAAACAUGUGCUUAUAUAUUGUAUGACUCUAUAGAUGCUGCUCAAGCUGCUGUAAAGGAAAUGAGAGGAUUUCCAUUAGGAGGUCCUGAAAGGAAACUAAGAGUUGACUUUGCUGACGUAACACCUGGGUUUGGAUUUAAACCAAGACCCUUCCCUGAUGACAUGGGUGCAGGAGGUGAUUUCAGAGUCAGAGUUCCUGGAAGAGAAGAUUUCCCAUACGAACCACCAUAUGAAGCUUGGGGUGAAGGAGAGUUUGGUUAUGGUGCUCCUAGAGGUUUUCGAGGCAGAGGUGGUGGUCCUUGGCAAGAUAGAAGAGGAGGUGGAAGAGGGGCGUAUAGAGGAGCAGGAUAUCCUGGUGAAGGAUACAAUAAAGAUGAUCCUGAAUGGCCUGGGGGACGAAGACCAGAUGGUGAAUUUGAAAGUAGAACAUUUAAACGUGGAUCGGGUGAACCUGGUGCAAAUAGGUCUACUUCAAGAUCACCUCGACGACAUUCAGUUGAUAGUGAUUCAGGAUCAGAAGGACGCCCCAAUGGUGUUCUUAGUUCGGCUAGAACUUUACCAGAAUUAGCACGCAAGUGUGUAGCAAUGUGGCAGGGAGCUCUUAUUCUGAAAAAUUCCCUUUUUCCAGCAAAGUUUCAUCUUACUGAUGGGGAUACUGAUAUUGUGGAAAGUUUGAUGAAAGACGAAGAAGGAAAACAUUUACUUCGUAUUACGCAACGGCUCCGUCUCGACCCUCCAAAACUAGAAGAUGUAUCAAAACGUAUUGCUACAUCAAGCUCUCAUGCUAUAUUUUUAGGACUUUCAGGAUCUUCUGCUUCCAUAUCAGUUGAAGAUACGUCAGUUCAAACCCGUCCUCUAAGAAAUCUUGUGUCAUAUCUUAAACAAAAAGAAGCAGCUGGUGUAAUUUCUCUUGUUAACAAAGAUACUGAAACAACAGGCGUACUCUAUGCAUUUCCCCCUUGCCCAUUUUCAACAGAACUCCUGAAAAGGACAGCACACAAUCUCUCAGAAGAAGGAUUGAAAGAAGACCAUUUGGUUAUAGUAGUCGUUCGUGGUGGCACUGCUUAGUUAACUCUAGAAGCGAACAAAAAAGAUACAGAGCUGUAGUUCAGUUUUGUGACGUUGGUGGCUAACUCUUGUGGGACUUGGUGUUAAGUUAAAACGGAAUUUACAGAACGCUUUUGUUGCAACUGUCAGUGUUGUGCACUACAUGUCAUGUUUUUCGAGAAGAAUGUGUCGGAGUUGGACUUUUCUUGACCUAUUGUUUAGGUCAAACAUGUUAUAAAAAAAGUGUUGUUCAAGUUAUGUUUAUGUAUAUUGUGACAAGUUUCUUUUCUUUUUGAUGGUAUUCAUUUAUAAAUAAUAAAGGUAGACUUUAACUUGUAGACCAAUACCUUCUCGUAGCCUAUUAAUAAUCUGUAAAUUAAAAUGUUUUUAAGUGAUUUAUUUUGAAGUUUUAUCUAUUUGAGAGUUAUUAUAUUAUUUAAAAGCUUUUUAGAUCAACUGUUUCCUCAACAGUGCAGUGUGAUGUGUAUUUUGCUAGUGUAGGAAGUUGUCAAAUAGAAAUUGGUUCCAGAAA
Messenger RNA from Homalodisca vitripennis (glassy-winged sharpshooter), 3037 nucleotides. RefSeq names its product RNA-binding protein spenito (gene nito). The record is from RefSeq and is a predicted model, not a curated record. Gene Ontology annotation, molecular function: mRNA binding. The transcript is spliced from 2 exons. The coding region runs from base 187 to 2526 and encodes 779 amino acids. Gene Ontology annotation, cellular component: nucleus. Gene Ontology annotation, biological process: regulation of alternative mRNA splicing, via spliceosome. Lineage: Eukaryota; Metazoa; Arthropoda; Insecta; Hemiptera; Cicadellidae.